Molecule: messenger RNA, 4390 nt
Organism: Osmerus eperlanus (European smelt)
Lineage: Eukaryota; Metazoa; Chordata; Actinopteri; Osmeriformes; Osmeridae
Gene: mindy1
Product: MINDY lysine 48 deubiquitinase 1
Exons: 10
Coding region: 1232-2953 (573 amino acids)
Biological process (GO): protein K48-linked deubiquitination
Cellular component (GO): cytosol; cell periphery
Molecular function (GO): K48-linked deubiquitinase activity; cysteine-type carboxypeptidase activity; cysteine-type deubiquitinase activity
Source: RefSeq, a predicted model, not a curated record
CACCGGUCGCGUCCGUAAAACCAACCCUGUUGUAGAUUCAAAGCCAUCGGAUGAGUGUAAUCACGACUUGACGUGCACGCUCAUUUGCAGUGGCCGUUAAACGUCGUGACAUCAUUGUUUACCCACCGUGGUUUCCGGAUGUGGAGUACACGCAUUUGAUGUUACGAACGAGGAAUGUAAAUAGCAUGGUCAUCUGACUGUCAGCGAAGCUUGAAAACGUGGACUAGUUAGUCCGAUCCUUUUUUUGAGCGUAUGUUAUUCUUGAUGAACCUAGCAAACAGCAAGGCGAGUUUUCAAACAAGUGGGUAAUUUGCGGUGUCGGAAGUGGCUUUAUGGUCUGUUAUCACCGAAUAUGGUCACGCACAAAAAGUACGUUCUUGUUAGUUAGCUCUCACCUUCGGACAAAGCAGAAUUCAGCCUAACCAUUCAACACUGAGCAACCUGCUGAAAUCCUACAUAGUCAUCACUGUCACGAAGUAGAAACCAAGGGAGGAGGAGUCUGACUAACUGCCACUGUACGGUGACCUGUGCGUUGACGAAACAAACUCAGACACUAUCUAACAUUCAUCUGAGGCGUUAUUUGAUUCUGAACAGAAGAUACUGUGUAGUUGGCAAGAGACUAAGGUCAAACAACAUUUGGCCGAUUCCAUGUUUGUGGUUGUUCACUUUGGUUGUUCUGUUGCCUGAAGUUACUGAACGAUAUUAUUUGACUGGGAGCUUUAAGCAUAGUCAAACCUACCUACCUUCUUCCUGUAUCAUGAACAGGGAAAGGCUGCCUUGUCUUGUUGAAGGCUGAUAUUUUGUGAUAAUAUUUCUGGAAUAUCUACUUUUUUCUGUCACAAACCUGGUUUUGUAUUUGCAGUGAAUCUUGUCUCUCUGUCAAAAAGAGAGCUCUGUCACCUGGAAUCCCAAACUUGACUUGAGAUCAAAUGGGCCUUUGUAUUAGGUCCUUUGUACAAGCCUCUGUCUAAUGUGACUCCCAGAAGUAGCGAAAGUAAAGUCGCUCCCCCCUGCCCUCGCUCUGCCAAACAAGGGAGCUCCUCAGGAAUGCAGCAGUGACAGAAACAGCGCUCCCUCAAGGUAAAAACCCUGUCCGACACUGCCAGGUCACCUCCCAAACGCCACUACCCUCGUGUAAAGGGCUCAGAGAGACGUUUAGUUUGUGUGUUUUUGCAGCUUUUUAUUAGCUCUCAGAGGGUAGUCUUUGAAGCCGACUUGGCCUUACUUUUUAAUGUCUGGACAACAAAGUGCUACGGUCAGGAUGUCAGACGCCAGCAGUGAUGGAGUGGGUGGGGAGUUACUGAGCGUGUGCAGAGAGGACCUUCCCCUGGCAUCCACCAAGGCCAAAGACGGAAGCCUUCCACCAGCAGUCUCCACAGCGACGGAAGACUCCACCUCCUUGGUGGAUCUCCCGGGUUACGAAAACCCAGUCAAACUGCCCCCGGCCUCUAAAACCCCUCUGGUGGAGGCGGAGGGCCCGGUUAAACCUAGGGAAACUACAACUCCCACUCCAGCCAAGGAAACAACAACUCCCGGUGCACCCCAGGAGGAAGAGAGGAAGGGGGUGGAGGAGCGCUCCCAGUCCCAGACCACGCUUGGGGGCUCACAGGACAUGGGCCCGUCCUCCGACUCCGCCUCCUUCUCCAUCCCUAGCCUGGAGCUCUCGGACAUCACCCCUGGGAACUCCCUGGACGAACCCCUGUCCUCCUCCUACUCAGCCCUGGGCGUGGAGGGGCGCUCCCCCUCCGCAGACGCUCCCUGCCUGGGGGAGGAAGAAGCCCUGACGGGGGCUGGACCUGGGUUCACCACCCCUGCAGUUCCCCCACCGGCCACAGGGGGUGCCACAGCUGCCCCAGAGCCCGAGCCUGCGGCGCCUGCCUACUAUUUUGUGAAGUGGAUCACGUGGAAAGAGAAAAAGACGCCCAUCAUCACGCAGAGCGAGAACGGGCCCUGCCCCCUGCUGGCCAUCAUGAAUACCCUGUUCCUCAGGUGGAAGGCAAAGCUGCCUGCCCAGACAGAAGUAAUCACCACAGAAGACCUGAUGGCCCACCUAGGAGAAUGUGUGUUAUCUGUCAAGCCCAGAGAGAAGGCAGAAGGCAUGGAGCUGAACUUCCAGCAGAACAUGAGUGAUGCCAUGGCAGUCCUUCCCAAACUGUCAACAGGUCUGGAUGUCAACGUGCGUUUCACAGGCGUUACUGACUUCGAGUACACCCCAGAAUGCAUUGUGUUUGACUUGCUCAACAUCCCGCUGUACCACGGCUGGUUGGUUGACCCACAGAGUCCAGAGAUGGUGUCAGCUGUGGGGAAGCUGAGCUAUAACCAGCUGGUGGAGAAGAUCAUCGACUACAAACACUCAACAGACAGUAGCCGCGUCAGUGAAGGUCUGGUGUCGGAGCAGUUCCUGGAGUCCACGGCCACCCAGCUGUCGUACCACGGUCUGUGUGAGCUCAACACCACCGCCUCCGAGGGAGAGAUCUCCGUCUUCUUCAGGAACAACCACUUCAGCACCAUGAUCAAGCACAAGGGUCACCUGUACCUGCUGGUGACGGACCAGGGCUUCCUGCAGGAGGAGGGGCUGGUGUGGGAGAGCCUACACAACGUGGAGGGGGACGGGAACUUCUGCGACUCAGACUUCCGCCUCUGCCACCCCCCCCAGCGGCCCCUGGCCCCGCCCGUCUCCCUGCCCAGCCCGCAGCAGCAGCAGAGGCAGAUAGACCAGGACUACCUGGUAGCCAUGUCUCUCCAGCAGGCCCAGGGAGAGGCCCCGGGGCCCCUCAGUGACCUGGAGCUAGCUCGCCAGCUGCAGGAGGAGGAGUACCAACAGCAGCAGCAGCAGCAGCAACAACAGCAGGGCCCCUCCCAGCCCCACACACAGCAGGUCAGAGGUCAAGCUUCGGGUCAACAGGGAGGAUCGAGAAGACGAGAGAAGGACUCGGACUGUGUCAUACUAUAGACCUCCUCACCCCUCAUCCUGACCCCUCCCUCCUCACCCCUCCGCCUCACCCUGUUCCCCCACGGCCCCCUCCUGUCCAGCCCCGCCCAGGCAUGCUCAGUCCUGUCCUUUCCUGCCCAGCAACCAGUCUGUAACCAGGCCGUCUGCCACCAGUUAGUCUGUUACCAGGCAGUCAGUCUGUCACUAUGCAGUCAGUCUGUCACUAUGCAGUCAGUCUGUAACCAGGUAGUCUAUGACCAGGCAGUUGGUAACCAGGCAGUCAGUAACCAGGCAGUCAGUCUGUCACCAGCCUAGCUGGAUGUACGUGAGGCUUCAGGAGACUGAGUGCUGGAGGUGUGAGGGAGAGACCGGGGGGAUGUGAGCCAGGAUGGCGGUGCUGGAACCUGGAUCUGAUGUCACCCUCUCCUGGGGCCUGGAUGCCUCUCUGCUCACACGCGUGCUAAGAAGGUGGAGACGCUAACGCCUGUUUGGUUAAAUAUUGGAGCACAACAAAUCUCACCCUCACCCCUCACCCUCUCUCUACCUCCCCCCACUCUACCCCCAUCCCUCCCCACCCCCUCUAUCCAGCUCCACCCUCGAGGUCCUAGUCCAUCAGUUCUGUCUGGCUCGUGUCAGUCAGGACUGCCCCGGUCCAGUCAGGGUUUAAGAACAGGAGCCGUCCUGUCCAGGAGGGAUCUACUAUGUCAACAUUCCUGCCUCCCCCCUCCAACCCCCACCCCUACCCCCCCCCCCCUCCACCACCACCUGAGGGAUGCACCCAGUGCCCUGCUAAAGUGCUUUAACACAUCUUAAUUACCGGGGGGGGGGGGGGGGAAGAGUACUUUAACACAUAAAAAUGAUCUGCAAGUGGAUUUUAAUAUGCUAAAGUACAUCAAUAUGCUACAGUACUUUGAUAAUGCAUAGGGGGGGUACAUGCUGAAGGGGUGUUGGGUCCUGGAAGGUGAUCUUUCGCCCCCGUGUGGCGAGCAGAGGAAGCGCAGGGGUCUGUUACCUAGUAAAUAUGCGAGAGAGCGGAGAUCUGGGAGGUGUUUUCGGAGUGUUAUGAGGACAGCUAGCUCAGUCACUAGGCUCUGUUGUGGGUGUUUGUGAUUAUUGUCGUUGUUGAAGGAUUGUAGCAGUUAUAAAGAUGCAAUUGUGGACCUUUACUGUCAAAUGAAGUGUAUAGCAGAUCUAGUACACUGUAAAGUGUACACCAGCACAGGAAGGAUGCAAACCGCGAUCCUGCACUUUUCAACAGAAAGUGGACAAGUGCACACUUGAGGAGGAAGGCAGCUGGGCCUUAUUAGUAGCUUUAGGGGAGGGGCUUUAUGGGAGGGGGAGGGGCUUACUGCAACACUAGACCACACCCACUUAUCGCCAAGUCUUAAUUGCCGCCACCUAUUUUUGCUUUGUAUGUAUUUAAUGUUAUGAUGUCACCACGUCAGUAAAGGAAAAUCA